AUGGCCGCAGACCGAUCCCGGCUUUCCUUCGCAAAGGUAGCUGCGUCUGCAGGAAAGGAUACUAUGUCCUCGUAUGCCAACGCUAAAGUGGCAGCUGGGAAUCCAAUCCGAGACCGAGAUCGAGAUCCGCGAAAGGAGAACAUACCAGCACCAGUUCAGGAGGGGAUGGAAGAUGACGUCGGUCAACUCGGUAUAUCUACAUAUAGGAAGUCCUCUGCCAGUGAAAUUGCACCAAUUCAUCUUGGGGGUGGCUCCUUCAGUGAGGCAGAAAAUGUGCAAGAGCAGCCCGAUGCGUCAGUCAAAGGAGCUCAUGUCCCAGCCGGUCUUCGCCCGGAGCCUAGUAUUACUGAGGCGAAAUUGGUCGACGCUGUCAAGGCGUUGCAGGUCAGUUCUCCAAUGCCCAGUCUGGUGGUGAACGGAUCAGGUGUUGGCAGCACCAAAGCCAAACCUGAUGGCAUGGAACCAUUUUCCGAGGACCUCUUUCAACGAACGGAUUCUGGAUCAGAGUUGGGAACAAAACCUCCGAGUCUGGAUGGAAAGAGCAUCACUUCGGGAACAACUUUUGCGUUGGAUGAGAAGGAAUCGUUGCGUCCCGAUGACAGUGCAAGCGUGAAAGCUGCUGAGGACGAUGACACAUUCUCAGGACGAGGUUCCAUUGUUGCUGGUGGAAGUCGAAUCGGCUCGGAGGCGUCUCGUGCAUACCGAGCCCAGUUUUAUGAAGCUCCUGAGCGACGAAGCAUGCAGCCAAUGCAGGAACGCCAAAGUCAAGGAGUACACACGCCCCAAAGUGGUUCGUCCUCGCAGCAAACUACGGACGACGGAAAGUCCAAACCCCUUCUGGUUGGCCCUACAGGUGCACCAGAUGGUUUUAGUCUAUUUUACCGUCAGACUCCGGAUGAAAAGUUACUGGAGGCUUUAGAAUCGCCCAAGGACCGAAUUUUCCUUUUGAGACUGGAACAGGAUGUGAUUGAGUUCGUGAAAGACUCCAAGGAGCCGUUCAUCGAUCUUCCACCAUGCAAUUCAUUCUGCCGAAUGCUCACCCACAAGCUGGCCGACUACUACCAUAUGACCCACCAGGUCGAUGCAAUUGCAGGCGCCGUACGUAUCUUUCGAACUCCCUUCUGUCGACUACCACCCUCGUUGACCAGCAUCUCAAACCCUCCUACUACGGGAAACACACCUCCACCAACUAUACCUACGAUGAAGAUCAUGCGUCGAGGAGGUGAUGGAGACACUGGACCAAGUCCUUCCAAGGCCACUUCAGAGACCGGCAGUGAUGGUAAAGACAAGAAUCUUUCUGCGAAAGAGAAGCUAUCUCGAGAAGAACGAGAGGCUGCGUAUAACAAGGCUAGGGAACGCAUAUUUGGCAAGGAGGAAAAUACUGGUGAUGCUAUUCCAGAUACUGAAGACGUGAAUGAGAUGUCCCGCUCAAGUUCCGUCUCAACCAAAGACAGAGCUCCUCAGAAUAAGAGACCGAAGGUGCCGAAGCAGCGUCGGGACGAUUCGGAGAGCUUUGACAGACGCUCACAAUAUACACCGUUCUUUCCUCAGCCUCCGGUACCAACUUGGGUGCCACAACCUCAAUAUCCCACUGUACCCACUCAGCCAUUCAAUGGAACUGUCCAGAACAACUAUCAAGCUGUAAUCCCACCCUUUGUUCAGCCUGUUCAGCAAUACAGCCAGAACAUGAUGAGCAAUGGUAAUAUGCAGCAGUACAAUAGCAUGGCACAGCAGUAUCCUCAGCGGUAUCAGCAUCAUAGUGCACCAAUCACUACGUACGGUACCCCGGUUCAGUCGCCGCAGAUUCCAGUCCAACAGUGGCAACAACAGCAGCAGCCUCUUUACCAGAACCAAACUCCUUACCAACCACAAGCACCCGUGAGAGGGCCUCCAAGCUCGAUCCCGUACGCCUUUGGCCAACUGCCUAGCACCAUAAAUCCAGCUGAUCCAAAGAGUCAGCAUCCGAUUCCUGGAAGUUUUAAUCGACAUGCUUUCAACCCAAAGACCCAGUCUUUUGUACCCAACAAUCCUGGUCUUCCAAUUCCUCAGCCCAUGUCACACCACGGUUCUCCUCACCAAGGUUCUCCGCACCAUGGCUCUCCUCACUUACCCUAUACUGGCUAUGCUCCACCGCAACCACAAUAUGGUAAUGGAAUGGGCUACAAUAUGGCUCGACAGGGCUCUAACAACUCUUUGCCAUCCUAUCAUGCAUCUCCCCACAUGGCUCAUCGUCCCAUGAUGCAACAGAAUGUUUCACAAGGUCUUCCUUCAGGACUGCCACACGGAACUCAAGGUCUGCAUCAAAGCCUGCCACAAGGGAUGCACAUAAUUCAAGGCGGUCAAGUCGGUACCCACCUUCCCCAUUAUGGUAACCCUUCUACUCUUCCUCCAAAACCCAAAUCUGGAGUUUAA
Messenger RNA from Cadophora gregata, 2412 nucleotides. RefSeq lists its product as uncharacterized. The transcript is spliced from 6 exons. The record is from RefSeq and is a predicted model, not a curated record. Gene Ontology annotation, molecular function: nucleic acid binding. Gene Ontology annotation, biological process: galactose metabolic process. Bases 1 to 2412 code for a protein of 803 amino acids. Lineage: Eukaryota; Fungi; Ascomycota; Leotiomycetes; Helotiales; Ploettnerulaceae.